AUGUCAUCUUAUGAUGAUAAUAGCCUGCAAAAAAUAUGUGCUAAAGUUAAGUUUAGCAUAGAACAAGAUAAUACUUUAAAAGAACUCGUCCAAAGGUAUGGCGCUUCGCAAUGGGAGCAAAAGGCAGCAUUAAUUCCAGGGAAGACUGCCAGGCAAUGCAGAGAUAGAUGGUUUAACUAUCUGGACCCUAAACUUAAUCAAGAAGCCUGGACAGAUGAAGAAGAUCAAAAAUUAAUUAAAAAAUAUUUACAAGUUGGUCCCCAUUGGAAAAUCAUUGCAGAUUACUUAGAUAACAGGUCAACAAAUUCUGUCAGGAACCGUUUACUUAAGCUCCAAAGAAAACAAUGCGUUCCAGAAUCAAACUAUUAUAGCAAAAAGAAGUCAGGUUCUAUUCAAUCAAAGAAGGCAAACAAAGAGAUGAAACAGAUAGUUGAAAAAUCAGAAGAUAUCGUUGAACAAAGUUCUCCUGGAGAUCAACCCAUUGGCGAUUUUAAUUCCGUUUUUGAUCAAUUGUUUGAUUCCAAAAACUUCGAUAUAGAUUCUUUAUUGGACAAUUUAUGGGUAUAA
Molecule: messenger RNA, 567 nt
Organism: Trichomonas vaginalis G3
Lineage: Eukaryota; Parabasalia; Trichomonadida; Trichomonadidae
Product: RNA polymerase II transcription regulator recruiting protein
Exons: 1
Coding region: 1-567 (188 amino acids)
Source: RefSeq, a predicted model, not a curated record